GGAGCUGCGAUUGGCUGCGCCGUCGCGUUUAGGCGCUGACCAAUGGGUGGGCAGGAUUCUAGGGUGCGAGUAUGGCGGACCGGCUCACGCAGUUGCAAGACGCGGUGAAUUCGGUGAGGUGUCGCGCCGCGUCGGGGCGGCCGAAGCCCGGGUGGCUCCUGGUCCCGCUCCCCCACCAGUGGGCGUGGAUCGCGGGGGAGUUCUCUUUUAGGGAGACGAGAGGGGGUCCCGGGCUUGCUGACCAGUUCUGCAAUGCUAUUGGGGUGCUGCAGCAAUGCGGCCCACCUGCCUCGUUCAGCAACAUCCAGACCACCCUCAACAAGGACCAGCCAGCCAAUCCUACGGAAGAAUAUGCCCAGCUCUUUGCAGCAUUGAUUGCUCGUACUGCUAAGGAUAUAGAUGUUUUGAUAGAUUCGUUACCUAGUGAAGAAUCAACAGCAGCUUUGCAGGCUGCUAGUCUGUAUCGAUUAGAGGAGGAGAACCAUGAAGCAGCUGCCCGCCUGGAGGAGGUUGUCUAUCGUGGGGAUAUGCUAUUGGAAAAAAUCCAGAGUGCGCUAGCCGAUAUUGCUCAAUCACAGUUGAAGACAAGAAGUGGUACUCCUAGCCAACCUGUUUCAGACUCAUAGCAGCAGGGGGCAGCAUGUUGCUGCAAAACUGGACUAAAAAAAAUCCUAUUUCUAAAGAAUUCUGCAUCAAAUACGUACUGUAAUAUCAAGCCUUACUGUUGUGAGAAUUUAAGUGUUCUGAUUAUGGUAAAUGUAACUUAUUUAAAUCUUGUACUACAGUCUCAAUUCUGGCAUGAAAUAUGUAUAAGCUAGGAUUGCUGCUUGUUCUAGAACUGCAUUUAAUAUACUUACUCUUAAUUCAAUAUGUUAAUUUCUUUUAAAUCUUUUUUAUUUUUUAUGCAUAGAUAUGUCUGACUUAGUCUGAGCUGUUAUCUUUAUGAAGCAAAUGUAGUCCUUAAAGGAACUGUACAAGGUAAAAUACUCUGUGCAUAACCAAGACUUCAAAUCUCCUGUUGUAGGUUUUCUCCAUUGUUAUGUAAGUCUUAAGCACAAAACUAUGAACUUGCCAGAGGCAGUGAGGAAACCACUAGACAUUCUGAGGUCAACAUAACUACAUGGCUGUACAUGCUAUGUAUUACCAUUCAAACUGCAUGAUACUGACUGUUUGCAUCUCUUUACCAGUUUACAGCCUACAAGCUUUCCUGACAUCUUUAUUCUGUUUAAAACUUAAAGUGGACAGUUAAUCUUAGUAUUUCCUUUCACUUCUGAUUCACAAAUGAGUCUGUGGGCUAGUUAAGGUUUUUGACAUGCUUAAUGGCUGCUUGUAGGCAGCAGAAAGAUGGUAGGUAGGUAGGUAUGUUAAAAGAGACAAUGAGGCAUCAUUCAUUACAACAGAAGUGUUGGGAAAGAAGCAGAAAUCUCCACAGGAGACAGAAGUUAGCAAUUGAAGAAAUGAAAAUAACUUAUUUUUUUUAACUAAUAGUUUUUGUAAGCAGUUGCUAUAGCUUGUACUUGUGUGACUGUAAAUGAGAGAAGAAGGCUCCAAGAUACUCUUACCAGUUUCUCCCCAGUAAAUAAACUGGUGUCUUUAGUGCACAAUGAUGAGGACAGUGGAAUCUUUGUCUUGUGUGAAAAAUAAUUUCAAGGGAGAAGGAGCCUGGGGGAAGGGAAAUAUAGGUUGCAAGAAAAUUGCCCCCAGUACAGGUUCAUUGUACAAU
Molecule: messenger RNA, 1723 nt
Organism: Alligator sinensis (Chinese alligator)
Lineage: Eukaryota; Metazoa; Chordata; Crocodylia; Alligatoridae
Gene: MED21
Product: mediator complex subunit 21
Exons: 4
Coding region: 72-626 (184 amino acids)
Biological process (GO): regulation of transcription by RNA polymerase II
Cellular component (GO): mediator complex
Molecular function (GO): transcription coregulator activity
Source: RefSeq, a predicted model, not a curated record